Molecule: messenger RNA, 456 nt
Organism: Panicum hallii
Lineage: Eukaryota; Viridiplantae; Streptophyta; Magnoliopsida; Poales; Poaceae
Product: zinc finger A20 and AN1 domain-containing stress-associated protein 5-like
Exons: 1
Coding region: 1-456 (151 amino acids)
Molecular function (GO): DNA binding; zinc ion binding
Source: RefSeq, a predicted model, not a curated record
AUGUCGUCGUUCCAGCCUCAGGAGAGCGCCGCUGCAGCCCCGAAGCUGUGCGCCGCCGCCUGCUGCGGCUUCUUCGGCAGCCCGGCCACGCACGGCAUGUGUUCCGUCUGCUACAAGAAGCACCACGGCAUCGUCAGCGGUGGUUCAAGCGCCGCCACGGCGGCGGUGGCGGCGCCCGCCACCGGCAUCUGUUUCUCACCCGCUGCAGGCGUCGCUGGAGCCGUCUUACCGCCCUCCUCCGCCGCGCCCGAGGUGCAGCGGCCAAGCCGGUGCGCGGCGUGCUGCAAGAAGGUGGGGAUGACGGGGUUCGUGUGCCGGUGCGGGAAGACCUUCUGCGGGAGGCACCGCUACGCGGAGGAGCACGGCUGCGCCUUCGACUUCAAGGGCGCCGGCCGCGAUACCAUCGCCCGUGCCAACCCGCUCAUCAAGGGGGAGAAGCUGCCCGGCAAAAUCUGA